Messenger RNA from Dentiscutata erythropus, 2010 nucleotides. NCBI's taxonomy places the organism in Eukaryota, Fungi, Glomeromycota, Glomeromycetes, Diversisporales, Gigasporaceae. The record is from the annotation of a GenBank genome assembly.
AUGUCCACGAGCUCCGAAGAAGUUACUAAAGAUGUUGCAAAGGAUACUCUAAAAUUAGAUGACGAGUAUAUCAAGGAUUCAGUCUCUGAGAUGUCGGGAGAAAAUAAAGAUGACCCAACAACUGAAAAUAAAAAAAGUACUAAAGAUGAUAACAUUAAAUCGAAAAUUCAAACAUCUGUUCUAAAUCCUGCAGCUCCUAUAAUUUUACCACCUAAAAGUAAUCGCUCUUUUAUUCCAUCUGUGCCUAUGAUGCUUCCUACUAUGCCUAUAGGAUAUCAAGUUGCACGACCAGUAUUACCUUUAGCCCCUUUAGCCCCUUUAGCCAAAGGAAGUGAACCUUUUACGACUGAAGAAAUCGGUGAUUCAAUUUAUGUGAAGAUAAUCGAUAAAAACUUGUUAGCUCCCUUACAAAGCUUUGUGAGGUCUGAAGAUUUGUAUUCUGUAAAUCCAAAGAUAUCUGCACAUGAAUUAUUCAUUAUCCUUCCGCAAUUAAAAAAUUGUGUUGGACAAGAUUCCCAACAAAUGAAUAAUGAGUUUUUAGAUCAAGCGACUGAUCCUAAUACUUCCUCAGGAAAUCAAAUUAAACCUCCGUUAAACCAAUUAGUCGAUUGGUUGGAAAAAGAAUUUGAUUCGACAUUAAAACAAAUUGAAAAUAUGACUGAUAAGCAUGAAAUUUCAUAUAAAAAUUUGUGGUACCUAUUUCAAAAUGAGGCUCAAGUUUAUGCACGAUUACACGGAAAAGUUUGUGGUGCUCGAGUCACAAGAUGUGAAUAUAAAUCUUUUGGUGGAACACAAUUCUUUAUCAUUACUGGCGAAAUUAUUGAUUCAAAUGGUCAUGACUUUGUGAAUAGUGUUAAGACUUGGUAUAUUGAUCAUUUUGUUGGUGUAUUAAAUAUUGACAAACUUCCAGUAGUUCCUUUACAAAAAGAAUGUGCAAUUCGUGAUGAAUUAGUAAAACGUGGUAAAAAAUUUGAAAUGCUUGCUACUGGUUCUCAUUAUUUACGAUAUUCUGGAAAAUUUUUUCGUCAAUCUUGGUUUGGCCCUACUUAUUAUAAAGGUGAUGGACGUAUGAUGAUUGAUGCUUCAACCUUUGGUUUAAUUAAUCCAAAUUAUGAUAUGGGUUUAGCAAAUUAUAAUCCUGCAAAUUAUAAUUAUAAUUAUAAUUUACCCAAGCAAUCUAAUAAGGGUGAAGAUUCUUCUAAAAGAAAAAUUAAAGAGGAAGAGCUUUAUAUGUGCUCUCCUACAUUCUUUGGUUUCAGCUUUAUUGCUAAAAAAUGGGGUCAAUUUUAUGUUGAUCAAGUGGAUGAAAUUAAAUUUGACGAUGAUGCGUUUAAUAAUUUAAUAAUGGAUACUGAUAGAAAAGACAUUAUUAUGAGUUUGGUAAAAUCUGAACUUUCUGGAGGAUUAGAUUUGAUUAGUGGUAAAGGUGGUGGCUGCAUUUUCUUAUUGCACGGGCCUCCUGGAGCUAUCUCUGAAUAUUUACAUCGUCCUUUAUAUGCUGUCAGCGUUGGUGAAUUAGGUGUAACACCUAAAGAAUUAGAAGAUAAAUUAAGUGAAAUUCUUGAAGUUGCAAGCGUUUGGAAUGCUGUCAUUCUCAUUGACGAAGUUGAUAUUUUCUUGGAACAAAGAAGUAAAAGCGAUGUAAACCGUAAUGCUUUGGUUGGAAUAUUCCUAAGAUUAUUAGAAUAUCACCAAGGAAUCCUCUUCCUUACAACCAAUCUUGAAAGUUUCGAUAAGGCUUUUUAUUCCAGGAUUAGUAUUAUAUUAAAAUAUGACGACCUUGACGAAUUAGCACGUGCUCAAGUUUGGCGUACUUUCUUGGAUCGUGCUGAUGGUAAAGAUAAAAGUCAAGUUGACAUUGAUAAAUUAAAACAGCGACAAAUAAAUGGUAGAGAAAUCAAAACUGCUGUCAGAAUGGCAAAGGCUCUUGCUACUAAAUCAGAUCUUGAAGCUGUUAUCACUACAUCACAUUUAGAAAAAAUCUUGGAUAUUUCCGUUAGGAAUCUUUGA